ACCUUCGCACGGCUCCAGCAGUCAGAAAGCAGAAGCGCAAUCUGUCAAGAUGAAAGCCAUCAUUUGUUUAACGUUGCUGGUUGGGUCAGCCGUGGCCCAUUACACGGGAGUGUGCGGGAACCCCAAGAUCAAGCCCAGGCUGGCGGCAGGGGAUAGAAUCGAGGGCGGUGAAGAGGCCGUACCCGGAAGUUGGCCGUGGCACGCGCAGCUCAUCGGAGCCGACGGCCACCACGCUUGUAGUGGUGUCCUCAUCUCAGACAAGCACGUCCUCACCGCCGCCAAGUGCCUCUGGCGCCACCAGAAGGUUGGAGACGUGAAAGUCAUGCUGGGUUCUCACACGAGGGACGGCAAGAGCCAGGGUCAAGUGACCACAACCAUCGCCGAAGCCUGCCUGUACAAGGGUUACGACGGAGGACACGACUCGAACAUCGCCAUCUUGACAUUGAAAGAAAAGGUGCCGCUGGGCGACUACAUCCAGCCCGCCUGCAUGCCCAAAUCAGACGCCCCCGUGCCCAAGGACCUCUCGCUCUAUGUCACCGGAUGGGACCAUGACCACGACCACCACGACCACCACGACCACGACCACGAGCACGGCCACGACCACGCCGGCGACGACCUGACCUCCGGUCUGAAGCAGGCCAGGGUGAAGUCCGUCGAGAACAACGCGUGUUACAAUGAGCACGACGAGGAGGUGCCCAACAGCGUCUUCUGCACCGUGUACGACGUAGGAUCGCCCUGCAAGCACGACCUCGGAGCCCCGGUGGUCGGCAAGCUGAACAACUUGUGGACGCUGUACGGCGUUGUGUCCGGCGGGGCCAAGGGCUGCAAGGUGGGCGAGCACCCGAUCCUCCACACCAGGGUGGCCCUCUUCACCAAGCUCAUCGAUGACUACACGCACGGCAAGAAGGGAAAGUGCGACAUCAAGGUGUAGGGGACAGGUUUGCACGGACGCUGCUCACACCUUCUCAUGGCCUCGCGGGAUGCUGUCGAUUUUUGACAUGACAAGUAAAGAAAGUACGGAAUAAAUAAACGAGUCAAAUCUCACGAAUUCUUGAAAGAUUUCA
Ixodes scapularis (black-legged tick) is the source of this 1064-nucleotide messenger RNA. RefSeq names its product chymotrypsin-like protease CTRL-1. The transcript has 6 exons. Gene Ontology annotation, molecular function: serine-type endopeptidase activity. The record is from RefSeq and is a predicted model, not a curated record. Gene Ontology annotation, biological process: proteolysis. NCBI's taxonomy places the organism in Eukaryota, Metazoa, Arthropoda, Arachnida, Ixodida, Ixodidae. Bases 50 to 931 code for a protein of 293 amino acids.